Messenger RNA from Arvicola amphibius (Eurasian water vole), 539 nucleotides. It is a transcript of the gene Plac8l1, whose product is annotated as PLAC8 like 1. The transcript has 4 exons. Bases 9 to 473 code for a protein of 154 amino acids. Lineage: Eukaryota; Metazoa; Chordata; Mammalia; Rodentia; Cricetidae. The record is from RefSeq and is a predicted model, not a curated record.
AGAGGGAGAUGAUGGAGUCAGCCUGGAUUAUGUAUGACUCAGCCUCUUGGCUCCACGGGAGCCAAGUACCAGCUCGAACUGUGGUGAAGCAGCCUAUCCGUGGAGCCAGCAGCAGGACCACAGUCACGACCAUCGUCCAGACUGGUGGGGACUGGAGCACCGGCCUCUUCAGCGUCUGCAGAGACAGGAAAAUCUGUUUCUGUGGUCUCUUUUGUCCCAUGUGUCUUGAGUGUGACAUUGCCAGGCAUUAUGGAGAGUGUCUUUGUUGGCCACUGUUACCAGGGUCUACCUUUGCGCUGAGAAUUGGCACCAGAGAGAGACAUAAAAUACAGGGGACACUCUGUGAAGACUGGGUGGUGGUGCAUUGCUGCUGGCCUUUCUCCAUCUGCCAGGUGGCCCGAGAACUCAAGAUGAGAACCUCCCAACUCUAUGAGAUCUGUGCAAUCCAAGCACCCAAGGACACCCUGGUUUGAUAGCCCUCCUCCUGUGCUCGCUCUCCCACACCUUCCUCUCAAACCUGUCUUAGAAGGGUAAUUUUU